GCCUCAGUUAUUGUAAGGCCAGGUCAGGUCAGGUACUUCUCUGGGGCAACGGCCUACUUACCUCUCAUAGCAGCCAGUCGCGGGUUACAGGGCCUACGCGCUGCUGAAUUGCGAUUCUUUUUAGUACCCUGUUCCUGAAACUUGAAACUGCCAGUCGUCGGCCAUAACGUUUUUGCGCUAGCGUCACUUGCGACCCAAAAGUCGGACACCGAUGGCAGCACUAAGAGUUUCUGGGCUCCUCGCGGCUCCAAGUUCAUUAGCAUCUUGCAUCGUCGCAGACCACUGCACGAUUAGAGAGCGAAAUUCUCGCACGAUCUCCCUGGCUUCUCGAGAAGCUUCCCAUAUGCGUUCGAUACCUCUGCAACUGCAGCGUACCCCUCACCGUGGGGAGAGGCAAGAGUGCCGCUCUGCCCGGCCAGGAGCACAGGCGCUGCUGGACCCCAAGAGCGACGAGAUUCUCGCAAACGCAAUCAAGGAGCCGGUUGCUUUUUUUGGAGGUGUGGUGGCUGGCAUUCUGCGGCUGGACUUGAACGAGGAGCCGCUGCGGGACUGGGUGAAGCGCACAGCAGAUGCUGCUGGUGUGGCCCCUCCCACCUCCAAGGAAUUGGUGGAUGAGGAUGGUGAUGGCGAGAUAGUGAUUGAAGAUGACGACGACGAUAGCCAACCAGUGGAUAUUGCGAUUGAAUAGUGGCUUGCGCCUAUAGGUUGUGGAGGGAGGCUUUGAAUGCAUGGAGUAAUGAAUCUGCUGAUUGACGCUUGCAAGCUUCCUGUUUCGCUGCCGAAACGCAUGUAGGUUUCAAGCUUCAAGCCUAUUUCAACAGUUCAGCUUUAAAGGAUGUGUCAUACUUACAGUAUG
This is a messenger RNA of Closterium sp. NIES-67, 856 nucleotides long. The record is from the annotation of a GenBank genome assembly. Lineage: Eukaryota; Viridiplantae; Streptophyta; Zygnematophyceae; Desmidiales; Closteriaceae.